ACAAAGUGUUCAUGGAUGAUAUGAUUACAAAAGGUUAUGCAGAGGUUGUACCGACAAAGGAUUUAGUUAGGAAUGAUGGUAAGGUCUGGUACAUUCCACAUCAUGGAGUCUAUCAUCCAAGAAAGCCGAAGAAGUUGAGAGUUGUCUUUGACUGUAGUGCAAACUACAGGAACCAAUCAUUAAACAGUCACCUGUUACAAGGCCCAGACCUUACCAACAAACUUAUUGGAGUGUUGUGUAGGUUUAGGCAAGAAAGCAUUGCACUUGUAUGUGAUAUAGAAGUAAUGUACCAUCAAGUGAAGGUUAACCCAGAACACAGAGACAUGUUAAGAUUCCUUUGGUGGGAAAAUGGUGACCUUAAUAAUGAGAUAGCUGAAUACAGGAUGACAGCUCACCUGUUUGGAGCUACUUCAUCUCCAAGUGUAGCCAACUUUGCUCUUAAGAAAGCUGCAGAUGACUACGGGUGUGGAUCUGAUGCAGCCAAGUUUGUAAGAAACAACUUUUAUGUUGAUGAUGGUUUGAAGUCAGUAGCUACAAUGGAUGAAGCUGUCACUCUUAUUCAGCAAAGCAAAGAAUUAUGUUACAAGGGAGGUUUUAACCUUCAUAAGUUCUUGUCAAACAACAAAGCUGUAUUAGCUGCAAUUUCUCCUCAUGAGAGAGCAGAUGGAAUUAAAAGUUUGGAUUUUAGUAAGAAUGAAGACACACUGCCUAUAGAAAGAACUUUGGGAGUUGAGUGGUGCAUAGAAUCUGACACAUUUCAAUUUAGAAUAAAGCUGAAAGACAAGCCACUCACCAGGAGAGGCAUUCUGUCAACAGUGAGCUCUAUAUAUGAUCCAUUAGGUCUAGUGUCACCUCUCAUACAGACUGGAAAGCAAAUUUUACAAGAAUUAUGUAAGAAUGCAGUUGACUGGGAUGAUGAGGUGCCAGAUUAUGUCAAACCUAAAUGGUUAAAAUGGAAAGAAGAGCUGCACAAACUAGAUCAGUUAAAGGUACCUAGAUGCUACAAACCUGAUGACUUUGGGGAAGUAGAAAAGGUUGAACUCCAUCACUUUUCAGAUGCCUGUCAAGAGGGAUAUGGCCAGUGCUCAUAUAUUAGAUUAAUUAGCAAGACUGGCCAAAUUCAUUGUGCAUUAGUAAUGGCAAAGUCACGUGUCACACCUCUAAAAACCAUAACAAUUCCCAGACUAGAACUAGCAGCAGCAGUGGUGUCAGUUAGAAUCCAUAAACUCUUGAAGGGAGAACUUGAGUAUAAUAAAGUGGAAGAAGUAUUUUGGACAGACAGCAAAGUAGUCCUUGGUUACAUUGCAAAUGAACCAAAGAGAUUCCAUGUAUAUGUUGCAAAUAGAGUAGAAACAAUAAGAGAUCACACUUCACCAGAUCAGUGGAAAUUUGUAGAGACACAGUAUAACCCAGCAGAUCAUGCAUCUAGAGGCAUGACAGCAGAUGAAUUGUGUAAUAGCAAGAUCUGAUGGAAUGGCCCAGAAUUCCUUUGGCAACAUAGCAAAAUGGAUAGCCAUUCCCAGUACAAGGUCAUAAAUGAGAAUGAUCCAGAAGUGAAGAAAGUUGUAUGCCAUGCUGUAGGUACACAACAGCCCACAGAUAUACUAGAAAGACUUGAGUAUUUUCCUGAUUGGUUUAAAGCAAAGAGGGCAGUUGCUGUAUGCCUCAAGCUUCUGAACAGCUUCAGAGGAAAAGGUGAUGGCACUACUAAAGUAAAGGGAAACACAUAUAAGCCAGUAAAUGUAGCAGAAGUGUCAGAAGCUGAAAAUGUAAUUAUAAAACAACUGCAAGCAAAGGCAUUCCAGAAGGAGAUAGAUGUACUGGAAUCAUCUGCUAACCAUAAUUCUUUAAUUAAAGGAGAAAAUGGCAAGGGAACAAAAGUGAUAGACAAGACCAGUUCCCUCUAUAAGUUAGAUCCCUUCAUUGACAAAAAUGGUAUCAUGAGAGUAGGAGGAAGAUUGAGGCUUUCUAAUCUGACAGAUGAAUCCAAACAUCCAGUCAUCCUCCCCAAAACAUCUCACAUAACCCAGCUGAUAAUAUGCCACCAUCACAAAAGGACAAAUCAUCAAGGCAGGGGCAUAACUUUAAAUGAAAUCAGGUCAUGUGGAUACUGGAUAGUAGGAGGAUCAUCCCUAGUAUCAAGGCACAUUUCAAAGUGCAUUAUCUGUCGUAAAGUUAGAAGUACAACACAGGGACAGAAGAUGGCAGACCUGCCUAUUGACAGACUAGAACCAUCACCUCCUUUUACAUACUCAGCAGUAGAUUUCUUUGGCCCUUACUAUAUCAAAGAGGGGCGUAAAGAGCUUAAAAGAUAUGGAGUGCUCUUUACUUGCAUGGCAUGUAGAGCUGUGCACAUAGAGACAGCCAACAGCAUGGAUACAAGUUCCUUCCUAAGUGCAUACCGUCGCUUUGUAGGAAGAAGAGGGCCCGUAAGACAGUUGAGAUGUGACCAAGGAACUAACUUUGUAGGAGCCAAAUCAGAGUAUGAGAAAUGCUUAAAAGAAUUAAAUAACAAUAAAGUCAGACAAGAACUCAUGAAAGAUCAGUGUGACUGGAUUGUUUUUAACAUGAAUGUACCCAAUUCCAGUCACAUGGGAGGUGUUUGGGAGAGGCAGAUACGCACAGUGAGAAAUGUACUCUCUGUGUUACUUGAUCAGCAUAGUACCCAGUUAGAUGACCAAGAUCUGAGAACCUUCUUAGUUGAAGCGGAAAAUAUAGUUAAUGGUCGUCCCCUAACCGUGGACCAUCUUAACUCCCCAGAAAGUCUUACACCGUUGACACCCAGUAAUUUGUUAACUAUGAAAACAAAGGUAGUACUGCCUCCUCCAAGCAUUUUCAUUAAGAAGGACCUGUACUGCAUAAAGAGAUGGCGCAGAGCACAAUACCUGGCCAACCAGUUCUGGUCCAGGUGGAAAAAGGAGUAUGUGCAAUUCCUACAACUUAGAAAUAAGUGGACAACACCAAAGAGGAAUCUCAGUGUAAAUGACAUAGUUAUCAUCAAAGAUCAGAAUUUAGCAAGGAACCAGUGGAAACUGGGAAGAGUAACAGAAGUAUCUCCUGAUCAUGAUGGCCUAGUAAGAAAGGGUAAGGUCCUGGUUUCAGACUGUAAUCUCGACAACCAGGGAAGACGCACAAAGGCAAACAGGACCAUCAUAGAGAGGCCAAUACAUAGUCUAGUAUUGCUGUUAGAAGGUAAUGCAUAAUAAUAGACCGGAGCAUCCCCGCCAAGGAGCCAGUGUAACAAAACAUAUUAUGUGCUAAUCCUAGUUUUAAGGUACAUACUAAUCUUAAUUUAAGGUAAAUUGUUACACAAUUUAGGGGAGCCAUGUUACUGUAUGUAAAGCGUAUGUACCUCAUGUCAUUAUUCCUCGGCAUAUAUAAGUGAAAUGUUCAAUAGUUUUCUAUUUGCAUGAAAACGUGUAAUAUGUGUAAGUAUCAGUAUUCAAUGCUAUAUUAAGCACCGAAGCCGAUGCUCACUUGUUAGUAGUGUGGGGUUAACCUGCUAGUCGCCUGCGGGCAUCACUCACGGCCAAGUCGCGCUCAGACAAAGACGGGCAGGAUGGUGACCGAGUUCUUACGGUCAUGCCUACCUCAUCAAUAAAUGUCAGAGAGAGAACUGGCUUUCCUCGACCCUACGAUGAUGGGUGUGAUCAGUAAAACAGAUCACCUGAGAGCCAAUUGAUGCCCAGCCGGUGCGGCUACAGUCCUAUUGCUUUAAUUUCCUGCUUAUCUAAAGUUUUUGAAUCUAUCCUUAACAGGAAGAUUCUUAAACAUCUAUCACUUCACAACCUUCUAUCUGAUCGCCAGUAUGGGUUCCGUCAAGGCCGCUCUACUGGUGAUCUUCUGGCUUUCCUUACUGAGUCUUGGUCAUCCUCUUUUAGAGAUUUUGGUGAAACUUUUGCUGUUGCCUUGGACAUAUCAAAAGCCUUCGAUAGAGUCUGGCACAAAGCUUUGAUUUCCAAACUACCCUCCUACGGUUUCUAUCCUUCUCUCUGUAACUUCAUCUCAAGUUUCCUUUCUGACCGUUCUAUUGCUGCUGUGGUAGAUGGUCACUGUUCUUCUAAAUCUAUUAACAGUGGUGUUCCUCAGGGUUCUGUCCUGUCACCCACUCUCUUCUUAUUAUUCAUUAAUGAUCUAAACCAUACUUCUUGUCCUAUCCACUCCUAUGCUGAUGAUACCACCCUGCACUUUUCCACGUCUUUUCAUAGACAUCCAUCCCUUCAGGAGGUAAACAUAUCAUGCAGGGAAGCCACAGAACGCCUGACUUCUGAUCUUUCUAAAAUUUCUGAUUGGGGCAGAGCAAACUUGGUAUUGUUCAAUGCCUCAAAAACUCAAUUCCUCCAUCUAUCAACUCGACACAACCUUCCAGACAACUAUCCCCUCUUCUUCAAUGACACUCAACUGUCCCUCUCUUCUACACUGAACAUCCUCGGUCUGUCCUUUACUUAUAAUCUGAACUGGAAACUUCACAUCUCAUCUCUAGCUAAAACAGCUUCUAUGAAGCUAGGCAUUCUGAGACGUCUCCGCCAGUUUUUCUCACCCCCCCAGCUGCUAACUCUGUAGAAGGGCCUUAUCCAUCCAUGUAUGGAGUAUGCUUCACAUGUCUGGGGGGAUUCCACUUAUACUGCUCUUCUAGACAGGGUGGAAUCAAAAGCUUUUCGUCUCAUCAACUCCUCUCCUCUAACUGACUGUCUUCAACCUCUCUCUCACCGCCGCAGUGGUGCAUAUCUAGCUGUCUUCUACCGCUAUUUUCAUGCUAACUGCUCUUCUGAUCUUGCUAACUGCAUGCCUCCCCUCCUUCCGCGGCCUCGCUGCACAAGACUUUCUUCUUUCUCUCACCCCUAUUCUGUCCACCUCUCUAACACAAGAGUUAACCAGUAUUCUCAAUCAUUCAUCCCUUUCUCUGGUAAACUCUGGAACUCCCUGCCUACUUCUGUAUUUCCACCUUCCUACGACUUGAAUUCCUUCAAGAGGGAGGUUUCAAGACACUUAUCCACCAAUUUUUGACCACUGCUUUGACCCUUUUAUGGGACUGGCAUUUCAGUGGGCAUUUUUUUUUUAUUAGAUUUUUGUUGCCCUUGGCCAGUAUCCUUCCUACAUAAAAAAAAAAA
This is a messenger RNA of Scylla paramamosain (green mud crab), 5111 nucleotides long. RefSeq lists its product as uncharacterized. The record is from RefSeq and is a predicted model, not a curated record. Lineage: Eukaryota; Metazoa; Arthropoda; Malacostraca; Decapoda; Portunidae. Gene Ontology annotation, molecular function: nucleic acid binding. Gene Ontology annotation, biological process: DNA integration. Bases 1506 to 3203 code for a protein of 565 amino acids. The transcript is spliced from 2 exons.